Messenger RNA from Oreochromis aureus, 3327 nucleotides. Its product is annotated as gastrula zinc finger protein XlCGF57.1-like. Bases 107 to 1072 code for a protein of 321 amino acids. Gene Ontology annotation, molecular function: RNA polymerase II cis-regulatory region sequence-specific DNA binding; DNA-binding transcription factor activity, RNA polymerase II-specific. Gene Ontology annotation, biological process: regulation of transcription by RNA polymerase II. The transcript is spliced from 4 exons. NCBI's taxonomy places the organism in Eukaryota, Metazoa, Chordata, Actinopteri, Cichliformes, Cichlidae. The record is from RefSeq and is a predicted model, not a curated record.
AGUUCUUUCGCACAUGCGUAGAACGUUUCUGGCUCUGCUCGGUAGUCGAAGCUGAAAACGGUUGUGUACUUUAUAGCAGAUAAAUAUUUGAGCUGCUGAAGUAACGAUGUGUUCAGUGGAGUAUUUGAGAGAGUUUGUUAAUGAGCGACUAACGGCUGCUGCUGAAGAAAUAUUCGGAGCCUUUGUAAAAACGAUCGUCCAGAAUGAGGCCGAUGCCAGGCAGCGCAUACUCCGGGAUAUCACCGUUAAGUUCCCCAAAAUAAAGUUACACAGAAUAGAUCUCCCACAACAUGUCUGCAAUACGGAGGUUCUCACAGACCAGCAGCUCUGCAAUGAGGAGAGCAUCUCCAGUUUGGACCAGGAGGAAACGGUUCCUCUGCCGAUUAAAGAGGAACACGAGGAACACUGCUUCACUGAAAAUGAAGAGCAGCUUGUACUGAAGCAGGAAACUGAAACCUUCAUGGUGCCUUGCACUAAUGAGGAAAGUGAUGAUAAUGGACCCAAAACAAGCACUGACCAGUUCAUGUGUCACAGCUCUCCUGGAUCUAAGAAUCAUUACCAGGAAGCAGACAACCAUGUGGACUCCAGCACAAAGCUGAAGCCAAAGAAGAGACAACACGGAAACAAAGACCAAUAUGCAUGCAAGGAGGACAUUCUCGAUGACAAAUGGCUCUUUAACCUGGAGAAUAAAUCUGGUCUGAACCAGCAGGACCUAGGACUUCUACAAAUAAAAGAGGAAGAGGAGGAACUCUUCACAAAUCAGGAGGGAGAGCAGCUUGUACUGGAGGGAGAGCAGCUUGUACUGGAGCAGCAAACCAAUCCCUUCAUGAUCUCUUCAGUUUUUGAGGAACAGAGUUCCUGUAAAGAAGAGCCAAACAGCCAGCUCCUUUCUCACGACUCUCUAUGCCAGGGAAGAACAGAUGAGAAACCAUAUUCUUGUAACACCUGUGGGAAGAGAUUUAAAUACGUUUCAACAUUGAAAGUACACACGAGCAUUCACACAGGGUCUCGAGGUCGCGGGGGGCAGCAGCCUAGAGAAGCCCAGACCUCCCUCUCUCCAGCCACCUCCUAAUCUCUUCAGGUUUCCUGGGUCUGCCCCUUUGCCUCACCAAGGAGGCCCCCAGGAGGCAUUCUUGUCAGAUGCCCUAACCACCUGAACUGGCGCCUUUCAAUAUGAAGGUGUAGCGGCUUUACGCUGAGCCCCUCCCGGAUGGCCGAACUCUUCACCCUAUCUCUAAGGGAGAACCCAGCCACCCUUUGGAGAAAGCUUAUUCCGCCAUCAAAGCUCGUGACCAUAGGUGAGGUUAGGGACACAGACCAUUACGGACCGCUAUAGCAUCCACAUCACUGCAGCCGCUGCACCAAUCUGUCUGUCCAUCUCACGUUCCCCUCUCCCCAAGACUCCAAUACUUAUACUCUCCUUGGGGCAGAGUAGGCACUCCACCCUUUCCAGCUGAGGACCAUGGCCUCAGAUUUGGAGGUGCUGAUUCUCAUUUCCACUGCUACACAUUCAACUGCAAACCGCUCUGGUGCAGCCUGGAGGCCAUCACCUGAUAAAGCCAACAGUAACACAUUAUCUGCAAAAGCAGAAUGAGAUUCUGAGACCGCACAAGUGGAACCUUCUGCCACUUGGCUAUUCCUAGAAAUUCUGUCCAUAAAAAUUAUGACUAGAAUCACUGAAAAAAGUCCAACACUCUUGUGGUGCCACAAUCCGUCCUUAUGUUCGAACAUGGUGUUUCUUAUGGACAAAUUGUUAUUUGCACAGACAUCAACACAACACUUAUUGUAGGGUCUACCUUGCAAUAUAAAACACCUUGAGGUGACUGUUGUGAUUUGGCGCUGUAUAAAUAAAAUUGAAUUGAAUUGAAUUGAAUUGAACACUGCACGGGUUCAGAUCUGGCAGACCAUUCCUCAAUCAAACUUUCUUUGCCCACAUGAGCAUUGAAGUCUCCCAGUAGGACGACCACACCCAGGUACUCCAAGAAGGCUGGGUACUCUAAACUGUCAGUUUAUACAUGCACUGAAUAGACCAUUUUCAUUUUGUAUUUUUGUUUUCUUUACGUGUGGUAUUUAUUUUGUGGUGUAUGAUCAUUUGGAAAACUGUAAAUAAGGCUAUAAUAAUUAUAAUUGUUUUUUUUAUUAUUAUUAUUAGUUGUAGCAAAUUCAAAUUCCUACAGCAGCCAGGCUGUGAUUUGUUCAUUAUGCAUGGUUAGAGGGGUUACAACAUUUGUUUGCAAAAUACAAAGAAAUUCAGUCAUGAAAAUAUUGAUAAAUCACAGAUCUUUCUGUCAAAAAUUUGUACAUUUGCACUGUUUGUAAAUGAGGCUCCGUGAUUCCAAACCAGUGAAUAAAACAAUAAAACCAUACCUGGUUAACACACACUGCGCACAAUCCCAGAACCCAGGGAUUGUGUUGACAGUGAAUAAAACAAAAGGCAGCCAACAUCAAAAGAAAAGCUUUUGAAUGCCGUUCAAGCAGCCUGGAGAACUUUUCCUAAAGACUUUGUUUUUGCCUUACUUGUAAACAAAAUAUAAAGACGUUUGUGUGUGUGUUAACAGGUCUAAACUUUAACUCGAAAUUUUGUCCUAGAUUCAACAAUUUAAACCUUCGGCUUGUUUUUGCUACUAUAAUCUAUUACCACGUAUGGUAAUAUAAAAUAUUUCAGCAAUGUAAGUUAUGGAGUUAAUGUCCCCCAAUUUAUUUUUUUCAGUAAUGAUGGAAAUUUGGCAGUAUAAUAAAAUUGAAAACAGAACGAGAAUGCCAGCUUUUCAGCUGAUGCAUCUGCAUGACUGCAUGACAUUUAGGAUUUUUUUUCUUUAUGAGAGCAAAACAAACUUUUUGAAUGUUAUUUUUAUUGAAAAAUGGCAUGUACAAAAUUCCACAAGUGUAUUUUUUGUCAAUACAUGUCAGAGGUGUAACUGUCUAAAUCUAAUAAUUUUCUUUCUACCUCAGUAGUGUUUGAAUUAUGAUGCAAAGAAACCAUAGAGUUCUACCCGAUAACUAGACUUUAAUUUUUUAGAACAUGUUUCAUUUUGUAUCUGUUCAAUUAUAUAAACUGUGUUUCAGUGUGAGGCUAGCAUACUGAAGAUGUGUAUACAUUAUCUGCAGUAUUGUCAAGCGUGCUAUAUAAGUGAAGUACAAAUGAUUUUUUUACAAGGCUUUCUAAAAUGAGUCUUUCCAAUACUAAUUCAAAAGGAUGUUUAGGAAAUGUAUAUGAAAAUCGCUAUUGUAACCAUGAGCAUCAUCAUAACUAAAUGAUGAUAUAGUAAGUGUUCAGUACUUGUUUUUGUGAUCAAAAAUAUGUAUUCUAACAAUAAAUAUUCAUAA